CUUCCGGUCUAAACAAGUUGUUGUCAAAACACGCAAAAUGAAUGAUAAUCAAGAAAAGUCUACAUUUUCCGCACAGCCAGGGGACACAGACUUCACAAAUAUAUCAUUGGAGACAGAAGUUCCUUUGAAGAAGAAGAAGGUUCCGCGUCGGCUGAUCCACUUCAGUGAUGGGGUGCUGGAGGAAUAUUCUACUGACGAAGAGGAAGAUCAGCCUCCUCCGCCACCCCCUGUCAACCCAAGAACCCUUCACUGGGGACCUUGGAUGUGGCACUAUGCAUCAACGGCAGCUUUAAAGACUCUCGGAGUUGCUGAUACCUGUGGUGAAAAGCUAGCCUGGUUUUUCGGGAUAACAUCACCCAAAUAUCAGUCAGCUAUUGAUGAGUUCUACAGACUGAAGACAGAGGAGGAGAGAGAGGAGGAGCAGCUCCGUCGCUACCAGGAGAGAAUGGCUGGGCUAAAGACUGUGGAUGUUUGCGUGCAGGAUGGGGCUGGAGAUAUAGUGAAAGAUAAACAGAAUGUUGGAGAUACUGCAUACACACAGAACGUAGAAAAAUUCUGAAAUCUGAACAUUUUUUAAGAAAUCUUAAUUAUUUCUGAUGUCUAUGAAAGAGAAUUGCAAGAUCAGGUAGAUUUACAUGUAAUAGGGGGCACACGAAAUGUGGAACAAUUGAAAGACUUCACAUUGAGGAGCCUCAUGGAGUUUUUACAUAGUGCCUAAAGCAGUGUAAACCAACGGUGUCAGAACAAAUUGUGAUACUGUCCAGAAAAUCUGCAGGCUAUGGCCAAAUGUCUCUAAAACUUUCUAAUUAAUCUGCAUGCUACGUUACUAUCUAGUAAAUCUGCAUGCUACGUUACUAUCUAGUAAAUCUGCAUGCUACGUUACUAUCUAGUAAAUCUGCAUGCUACGGUACUAUCUAGUAAAUCUGCAUGCUACGUUACUAUCUAGUAAAUCUGCAUGCUACGUUACUGUCUAGUAAAUCUGCAUGCUACGUUACUAUCUAGUAAAUCUGCAUGCUACGUUACUGUCUAGUAAAUCUGCAUGCUACGUUACUGUCUAGUAAAUCUGCAUGCUACGUUAUUGUCUAGUAAAUCUGCAUGCUACGUUACUUUCUUGUAAAUCUGCAUGCUACGUUACUGUCUAGUAAAUCUGCAUGCUACGUUAUUGUCUAGUAAAUCUGCAUACUACGUUACUGUCUAGUAAAUCUGCAUGCUACAUUACUUUCUAGUAAAUCUGCAAACUUUGUCUGAAUUACUAGCAUCUUGUAGCCUUUGCCUACUUAAUGUGAUCUUUUAAUCGUUUGUCAUUCUUCUUAAACAUAUAUAUAACUAUUUGUUUUUCAAAAAGUGACUUCAACACUCCCAAUUAAUGUUUAGUUAGAUGGAUUAUGGCCUGAAGAAAUACCCGGUAGGAAUAAGUUAUCUAAAUAAAACUUUUUUCAUUUAAUUAAAGAAAUGGAGGGGGCGAAAGUUCAACCAUUUUUAGCUUGUAUAUAUUUUCAAAUAUCUUUUUUCCCCAUCUCUUGAUGGAGUACUCGUUGACUUUAUAAUUUUUAGCCCUCUCCAAACUUUACACAUUUCACUUAGUUUGAUGCAAUACAAAAAGCAUCUUUUUUGUGUGUCAAUAUAUGAUUAUUGUUUUUGGACUAACAAUUUUUUUUUCUGGUCACUCAAUGUUGUGUCUAUUCAUUUUGCGCUAUAGACAGUUACUGAACUAUAAUAUGCCACAUAGUUAUUGUUAUACUUAACUUCUGAACAAUUAAACUUCACAAAGACAGAAUGCAAGAGAACAUUAUCUUGUGUUACAGUAUCAUAUCUUGGUUAUAUAUGGUACAUGUAUCUGUUGUUAUUGCAUUGCCUAACUUGCAUAUCUUACUUUUUGGCCUGCCCUUAAGCUACAGGGGUUAUUUAAAGCAUUGCUGAUAGUCAUCAUACAUGAACAUAUAAAGAAUAUUAAAACUGAAAUAGUUGAUAGGUGAUCUAAAUGACAUAUUAACUUUGUGAUAAGCCAGAAAACUUGCCAAAAUACACUGCUAGUAUCAAUAUUUAGAAAACAAUAGGAUAUUUCAGUACAAGAGGGAUAUGUGUUUUUAAUGACAUCUGAAUGUGAAAACAGUUGUUUUGAUAAAUGACUCUUAAUUAUACCCAAAGAUAUAUUUUAUUGGGGGCUUUAUAGGAGUUGUGCAUGUAUUGCCAUACAUAUUGCUCCUACAAACAUGGAACUUCACAGGAGUGUUGGCAAACAUGCUAAAUUGUGCACCUGCAAUUUGUGUGACAUUUCACUUCUUCUGAAUGAGUAAUGGCCCUUGACUUGGUCUGAAAAAUCUUGUGAUGCAUGUCACUCAAAGUAUUGCACCUACACUCUUGAACUUUUGUAGGAAUGUUGGUCAAGAAGGGAAAUUGUGCACCUGCAAAUUGUGAUAUUUCACUUGGUCUAACAAAGUGCUCAUCAUGAGCUAUUGUAAUUGGGUGUUUGUCUGUUGUCUGUCGUAAUGCUUUGUCCGUUCGUGGUCAACAUUUUCCUUUAACUAUUCCUCAUAAACCACUCUGACAAUUUUGACCAAAGUUCUCAGUAAUGUUCUUUGGUUGGUCCUCUUUCAGAUUUCUUCAAUAAAAGAAGUUCCAUGCAGAACAACAGAAGGAAAAACUUUGAAAAUCUUGUCAGAAACUGCUGGCCUGAUUUCCAAAUAAUUUACAGAAAUGUUCCUUAGGUGACCCUGUAUCAAAUUACUUCACCCGAUGUUGAUUAGUAAAAAGUCCAGGGGCGGGGCUACUUUUCACUAUAUGUCUAUAUGGAAAACUUUGAAAGUCUUCUCAAAAGGCACUUGCCUGAUUAAAAUAAUUUCACAGAAAUGUUCCUUUGAUGAUCUUCUAUCAGAUUCCUUCACCCCAUGUUGAUUUGUAAAAAAAACAUGGCUGCCAGGGGGGAGGCUAUUUUGUACUAUAUGCCUAUAUUUAUAGAAAACUUCGAAAAUCUUUUCCACAGAAACUAUUGGCCCAAAUUCAAAAUAAGUUCACAGAAAUAUUCCUUAGGUGACCCCUAUCAAAUUCCUCCAUCCCAUGUUGUUUUAUAAAAAAUCUGAUGGCCAGGGCCGUCAUUGAAAUUAGACUUUCGGAUGAACAAGCCCGAAUUCUUAUACCAUUGCAUGGAAUCAUAUUUUUGAACAAGCCCUGCUAUAUAAAAUUCAGAAUUUGAGCAAGCCCAGAAGACAUUUUACCAGUGCAGGGCUUGCGGGGUUGUGCUAAUUUCGACCACUGCCAAGGGUGGGCUACUUUUCUCUAUAAGUCUAUAUUGAAAACUCCUCAGAAUUCCCUGAUUUAAAAUAACUUCACAGAAAAUUUUCCUUAAGUGACCCUCAAUCAAAUGCUUCACCCCAUGUUGAAUCGUUAGAUAAUAUGGCUGAAAUAGAGGCAUCCCAGUGAAGUCUAAAUGGGCCAGACUGUUGAGAAGCAAUUGUUGACGGAGCCCAGACAGGCAGACGGUAGGAAAAGUUCACCCUGAGUACUUCUUGCUCAGAUGAGCAAAAAAGAAUCCUAGUUUACACUUUUCUGACCAAACAAUAAUUUUUAUAGAUGGUUACUAAAAUUGUUCAACACUAGAAAAUAGAAAUCCAUUGAUUAAAAAUUUAUAUUGAAAGAUAUGAAUGGAUUUUCGCUUCAACAAUAUUUGUUUAAUAUAUGAGAAAUUUCUUGGGGCACUUGAACACAGUCUACAAUCUACAUCAUUUAUUGACAGUCACUAUAAUCAAUCAAACAUAAAUAUACCCUAAUUUAGUAUGUGUAGUUUGGUGCAAUUAUUGUCAUUUGUACCAUAUUGGAGAGUAUUAUGUCUCCCCCUCUCUGGGGGAGACGUAUUGUUUUUGCCCUGUCCGUCAGUCCGGUAGUCCGUCAGUCCGUCAGUCCGUCCAUACGUCACACUUCGUUUCCGAUCGAUAACUGGAAAACCGCAUGACCUAGGAUCACCAAACUUGGUAGGGAGGUUGGUCAUGAGGUGUAGAAGAUCCUUAUUGUUUUUGGGGUCACUAGGUCAAAGGUCAAGGUCGCGGCGACCCCCAAUGUAAAAAACAUUUCCGCUCAAUAUCUUGACAAUGGUUUGACCUAGGUUCACCAAACUUGGUAGGGAGGUUGGUCAUGAGGUGUAGAAGAUCCCUAUUGUUUUUGGGGUCACUAGGUCAAAGGUCAAGGUCGCGGCGACCCCCAAUGUAAAAAAACAUUUCCGCUCAAUAUCUUGAGAAUGGUUUGACCUAGGUUCACCAAACUUGGUAGGGAGGUUGGUCGUGAGGUGUAGAGGAUCCCUAUUGUUUUUGGGGUCACUAGGUCAAAGGUCAAGGUCGCGGCGACCCCCAAUGUAAAAAACAUUUCCGCUCAAUAUCUUGAGAAUGGUUUGACCUAGGUUCACCAAACUUGGUAGGGAGGUUGUUCGUGAGGUGUAGAGGAUCCCUAUUGUUUUUGGGGUCACUAGGUCAAAGGUCAAGGUCGCGGCGACCCCCAAUAUAAAAAACAUUUCUGCUCAAAAUCUUGAGAAUGGUUUGACCUAGGUUCACCAAACUUGGUAGGGAGGUUGGUCAUGAGGUGUAGAAGAUCCCUAUUGUGUUUGGGGUCACUAGGUCAAAGGUCAAGGUCGCGGCGACCCCCAAUGUAAAAAACAUUUCCGCUCAAUAUCUUGAGAAUGGUUUGACCUAGGUUCACCAAACUUGGUAGGGAGGUUGAUCAUGAGGUUUAGAAAACUCCUAUAUUUUGGGGGGUCACAAGGUCAAAGGUCAACGUCGCUGUGACCUCUAAUGUAAAAAAAUAUUUCCGUGCAAUAUCAGGAGAAUGCUUUGAUCUAGGUUCACCAAACUUUGAAGUGAGGUUGGUCAUGAUGUCUAGUUGAUUUUGCAAUCAGUUGGUCAAAGGUCAAGGUCACUGACCUUGAGGUGAAGAACUGGUUUCUGCUCAAUAACUCAAGAACGUUUACACCCAGGAACUUCAUACUUGGUAUGCCAGUUAGUCAUGACUAGUUGAUGGCCCCUAUUGAUUUUGGGAUCCAUCAUUGAUUAUUUCUCACCUACGACCACACAAUGGGGGAGACAUGCGCUUUUUCAAAAAAGCAAUCUCUAGUUUUCUUUGUUUUCCAUCCAUGUAUCAACUCCCUUGUAGAAUGACACCCAUACAGCAGAACUAUUACCGUACAAAAAGUAAGGUGCUGAAUUACUGCAGUACUUCAAUUUACCCACACUAUAUAUUGCAAGGCUAGUGGCAAUAUGAUACAAAACAGUUGCUUCGUCCACUACCCUGGUGAUUGAAUUACACAUGUAACUUACACGCACGUCACGCUUGUUGUGUGUAAUUACAAUUACUGGAGUAGUGGGUGCAGUAACUAACUCAUUUUCAAUAUUUUAAAGUUUAGCAUGUAUUGUAAAUCAAAAUGUUUUUUAUUAUUCAUGUUUUCAGUUUAUUUUUUUGUUUGAGAUUUUGUUAUAUUUAUUUUUUUAUCUUAGAACAUUCAUUAUUAAAUGUUAUAUCUCGUUAAAAUAAAUUGUAAAUAUGUU
Mya arenaria is the source of this 5528-nucleotide messenger RNA. RefSeq names its product protein FAM177A1-like. The transcript has 5 exons. Lineage: Eukaryota; Metazoa; Mollusca; Bivalvia; Myida; Myidae. The coding region runs from base 38 to 559 and encodes 173 amino acids. The record is from RefSeq and is a predicted model, not a curated record.